GGGGAGGAGGAGGCCGUACCGCCUUCCCACGCCUCGGCUGAGUAGCACGGCCAUGGCCGGCUUCUUCGGGCGCCCGAGCCCGGCAGGAGGGAAGACUAAUAUCUAUAGGCUAUAAAAAGCCUCUGGAGAGAGAUGACCUGUUUGAACUGAAUGAAAGUGAUUCACCAUACAGUGUGGGUCCUAGCUUUGAAAAGCAAUGGAGAAAAGAAAUCCAGAAGUCUUCUGCGGGCUUGACGGAUUCUUAUAUUGAAAGAAUGCUAUUUAAGUCAAGAGGUUUCUAUAAACAGUCUUUGAUUUUUCCACUGUGGCAAACAUUUAAGUUUUCAUUGCUCAAAGUUGCACUUUUAAAAGCUUCAGCUGACAUUCUGGCUUUCAUGAGUCCACAAAUAAUGAAAUCAUUGAUAACUGUAAGUGAAAAUCAUACAAGUUCACAUGGGAGUCGAUAUGGCUAUGCUAUUGCUCUGUUUUUUGUAGUUCUCUCGCAGACUCUCCUACAUCAACUAUACCAGCGUAACAACAUGCUUACUGCUGUCAAAAUCAAGACUGCUGUUGUUGGCCUGAUAUACAAGAAGGCCUUAACUUUAUCCAAUUCCUCACGACGAAGAUAUACAACUGGAGAGAUGGUUAACCUGAUGUCAGCAGAUGCUCAGCAACUCCUGGAGCUAAUUGUAAACAUCAACCUGUUGUGGUCAGCCCCUUUUCAAAUCAUCAUGGCUGUCGUCUUUCUUUGGAAAGAACUUGGCCCCUCAGUAUUAGCUGGUGUAGCAGUGCUUCUUCUGGUUAUACCUAUAAAUGCACUUAUUGCAGCCAAAGUAAAAUGUCUGAAGAAAUGCCAGAUGAAAUAUUCAGAUCAACAAGUCAAGUUACUGAGUGAAAUGUUACAUGGAAUAAAGAUCCUCAAACUUUAUGCAUGGGAACCUUCAUAUCAAAGGAAGGUCAUGGACAUUAGAGAACGUGAAGUGGAUGUUUUGAAGUCAUCAGGAUAUCUGACAACUUACUCCAUGUUAACCUUGACGUGUAUUCCUUUUAUGGUCUCAUUGUCUAUGUUUGGAGUCUACUUUUAUCUGGACAAGGAGAAUGUUUUAACAGCUGCUAAAGUUUUUACAUCUAUUUCUUUGUUUAACAUUUUGCGACUACCCUUGUUUGAUUUACCAUCCGUGAUCUCUGCUGUAGCCCAGACCAAAGUUUCUCUGAGCCGUUUAGAGGAUUUUCUGUUCGCUGAGGAUCUUAACCCUGAAGAUGUUGAUACAAACUACAGUGGAAACCAUGCUGUUGAGCUUAUUGGUGCUUCUUUCUGCUGGGAGAAAAAUGGCCUGCCAGUCUUAAAAAACUUGAAUGUCAGUAUACCUGAAGGCUCUUUAGUUGCUGUUGUGGGACAGGUUGGAUCUGGAAAAUCAUCUUUUCUUUCUGCUCUUCUUGGAGAAAUGGAGAAACUUGAAGGAACAGUUCAUAGGAGAGGUUCAGUGGCUUACCUUGCUCAGCAAGCUUGGAUUCAAAAUGGAAGUUUACAGGAAAACAUUCUCUUUGGCACAGAUCUAAAUAGAUCAUACUACGAGCUUGUUUUAGAGUCUUGUGCUUUGCUGCCAGAUUUGGAACAGUUACCCAAUGGAGAUCAAACAGAGAUUGGUGAAAGGGGUGUCAACAUAAGUGGAGGGCAGAAACAGAGAGUGAGUCUUGCUAGAGCUGUAUACAGCAAUGCCGACUUGUAUCUUCUGGAUGACCCUCUAUCUGCUGUAGAUGUACAUGUUGGAAAACACCUUUUUGAGAAGCUCAUUGGGCCUUCAGGUCUCUUAAAAGGCAAGACUCGUGUUUUGGUGACACAUAACUUAACACUCCUGCCUCAUGCUGAUCUUAUAAUAGUAAUGGAAGAGGGGAAAAUAGGUGAACUGGGGAGCUACCAGGAACUCGUUUCAAAGAGAGCUAAAUUCGUUGAGCUUAUUCAGUUCUUCAGUACCGAGAACAGAAGUGAAAAGACAACCCCAAAUGAAGAGAGUUCUUCAAAAGAAGAGUGUCAACUAGGGAGGAGUCUGCAGCAAAGAGAGUUGUUGAAAACCAAGCAUUCUUCAGAUCAUUGGAAAAUACUCAAAAAGAAUAAAGAAAGAGUUGCCACUGGUGGUAUGAAAAUGUCAGUUGUUUUAAAAUACCUCCAAGCGUUCAGCUGGCGAUGGAUGUGGCUAGCCAUGGCUGCUUGCUUAGGACAAAAUGCACUAGCCAUUGGGCAAAAUCUGUGGCUUAGCUCCUGGACUGCAGAGACAGCAAAAGUCAGUGAUUUCACAGAAUGGCAACAGUCAAGAAAUUACAAACUUGGUGUUUAUGGGCUUUUGGGACUCUUACAAGGUCUGCUUGUUUGCUGCAGUGCCUACGUACUCACCCAGGGCUCCCUUGCUGCUUCUAGGACACUACAUCAUCAGUUGCUGGACAGUGUAUUGCACCUUCCUCUUCAGCAUUUUGAAACUAAUCCAGUGGGUCAGAUCAUCAAUAGAUUCACAAAGGACUUAUUUAUAGUGGACAUACGUUUUCAUUAUUACUUACGAACUUGGCUGAACUGUAUGCUAGAUGUUGUUGGAACCAUUCUAGUUAUAACAUUUUCCUCACCACUGUUCAUAAUGGUAGUUAUUCCCCUGGGAUACUUGUAUUUUAUUAUCCAACGAUAUUACAUAGCGAGCUCACGACAAAUUCGACGGCUAGCAGGUGCAUCACAUUCUCCUGUCAUCUCCCACUUCACGGAGACUAUCCUUGGAGGAUCAACAAUCAGAGCAUUUGGCCACCAGGAGAGAUUCAUUAGAAAAAAUAACGAUGUUGUAUAUGAGAAUUUGGUUUAUUUCUACAACAAUGUCAUCUCAAACAGGUGGCUAUCUGUCAGGCUUGAAUUUCUAGGAAAUUUAAUGGUGUUCUUUGCUGCACUGUUUGUAGUACUGGCUGGAAAUGCAGUGAGUUCUUCUACAGUGGGUUUAUCAAUAUCAUACGCUCUAAAUAUAAUUCAGAGUCUAAAUUUUUGGGUGCGUAAAGCAUGUGAAAUCGAGACCAAUGCAGUUUCAAUUGAAAGAGUUUGCGAAUAUGCAAACAUGGAUAAAGAGGAACCAUGGAUUACAUCAAAAAGACCACCAGUAGGGUGGCCUGAUAGAGGAAUAAUAGAGUUUGUAAACUACAAAGCUCAGUACAGGAAGGAUCUUGGUUUAGCUCUGAAUGACAUUUCCUUUCAAACACGGAAUAAAGAGAAGGUUGGAAUUGUAGGAAGAACAGGAGCUGGUAAAUCGACACUCACAAAUUGCUUGUUUAGAGUUCUAGAGGGAUCCGGAGGCAAAAUAAUUAUAGAUGGAAUUGAUAUAUCAACUAUUGGACUCCAUGACCUGCGUAGAAAUCUUAACAUCAUUCCACAGGAUCCUGUCUUGUUUUCUGGGACACUGCAGUCAAACUUGGAUCCACUUGGAAAACACUCUGAUCAUGAACUUUGGGAGGCACUGGAACUGUGUGGCUUAAAGAGUUUUGUGCAGUCACUUCCCAAGAAGCUCCUUCAUGAGAUUUCAGAAGGUGGUGAAAAUCUCAGUGUUGGCCAGAAACAGCUGGUCUGUCUGGCACGUGUAUUGCUGCGAAAAAAAAAAGUCCUAGUCCUUGAUGAAGCGACAGCUUCCAUUGACAUGGAAACAGAUAACUUGGUGCAGUCCACCAUCAAAAGAGAGUUUUACGACUGCACGAUAUUAACAAUAGCCCACAGAUUACAUACAGUCAUGGAUUCAGAAAGAGUGCUUGUUCUGGAUGCAGGAAGGAUUCUAGAGUAUGAUACACCUCAUAAUUUGUUAAAACGAAAGGGUGCCUUCUCCGAAAUGGUUGCAGAGGCGGGUAUAACAAGAUAAAGAAAACUAAUGAGUGAAUUCUUAGUGAAGAUGAGAAUUCCGUGUACCGGUACUCGCUCUCAAGAUAUGCAGCAUUCCUGAUGUUAUGAACUACCUUGAAAGUUCCUGACAACAUCGUCACUGUUUACUCUGACUACAGUCCAUACGUAAUGGUCAGGUUUCUUAAUUUAACUUCCUGUUUUUAUACAAAUCACUGAUUUUGAUUCUGUUAGUACUGGACCAACACAAUGAAGGAGUGAUUUUCAUGGCAUAUUUUAAAUAUUGCACUAGCAAAGAUGGAUUAAAAAUAAAUAAAUUUUGUGAUUUUGUGAUUGUAAAAAAUGUAAUUUUUUACAAAUUCACACAGUGUUUCAAUUAAGAAAUAGUGCUUAAUUAAAUUGUGUGGUCAUUAUGCCCAUUUAGUCAAUACAUUCUUACAUAAUCGUGAACAUAUAAAAACCCCAAAUAACUUAUUGUAUGGUCAUAGAAGCAGUACAAUAAAUAUACUACAGCAUGCACAAGCUGACUAAGAGAAUAUAGUGUCUUUAGAACUUGUUAGGAGUAAGAACAAACUAGAUAAUUGCAGUUUUCUGAUAGAGACAAACUUUGUAAGGCGAGAGAAUAGCUGCUUGCUUUUCAUCUCUUCCCCUCUUCUUGUCCCCCACCUGAGGGCAGCAGUGGCUUCUCUGUAGAGCAAAAACUGCCAUACCAAUAUUUCAAAGGCAAAAAGAAGUUGAGUGUCCCAGGAAGGCUCUUCUUGGGUCCCCAUCUCUUACUUACCUUCACACUUCCCGCAAAACCCACCCUUUCCUAGAAGUAGCACAGUAGAAACUGGAAAAAACACAGAUUGGGUGCUAUUUCCUAAACAAAUGUUUUAGGGUUAAUACUAGGGUAGAUAAUGACUUCAGUACCAACAGACCAACAUCUCUUGAUGAUGUACCAACAUCAGAGAAAAUCAUCUGAGGACCUGCAAAGUGUAUGGAAACUUUAUUUAGGCAGAGAGAGGGUUUUUUUGUGCUUACUGCUGGACUGACAUAAUUCAAAGAAAAAACAGGGAAACAGUGCUGUUAAAAUACUUCCCAGGGAAACUGAAACAAGACAGGUCCAAAAGACAGAAAUUGCUUUAAUUAAAAACAUUCUAAAAGGUUAUGCAUUUCAUCAUCUCUAUUUGGAAACAAUUUGGGAACAUAUUGGUGAUGAGGCAGCUUAGCUUCAACUUGCAACACAAGCUUUAACUGUAUAAAUUUGUCAUACACUUUAUGCCAAAGGCAACCAUACUCAAGAUUUCCAGGAGAGGUUGUAGAAAGAUUUCGGCCUUCAAAUAUCAAUUUAUUUAAAGAAAGACUUCUGAUAAGCAUUACAGCUGCGUAUCUGGAAACAUCCACUUAGUGCAGCAACCUACUCAUAUUUAGGAUAUGACUGUUUGUGCCAAAAUACAGCAGUGAGAUCAAAGACAAAAUAGAUAAUAUAUAGAUUAAAUAGAAUUAAUAUAGAUUAAAUCAAAAUUGAUUGCAGAAUUCAGCGAAAUGAAUGGAUAAGGAUGCAUUGGCAGAUAUCUGAUGUACAGUAGCUUUUCAAUUUCAAUCUGUAUGGAAAACUGAAAGAAUGUACCCUGUUGUGAUUUUAAUUAUUUUUUUGAUACAAAUAAACAACUCAUCCUUACAACUCCCAGAUUAAAACCAGAGAUUUUUAACCUCCUCCAGACUGAAAUACUAAAAGCUGAUGUACUUCCUUGAUUUGCAUUGUUCAAACAGUUUAAGGUUACACUCUCACUUCUGCCUGACAUGCCCCAAAACUGCAAAAAUAGUUUAAAAAAUAAAUAGUUUUAAUAGUUGAGCUCAACUGCAUUGUGGUUUUAUUUUAAUCUACUUUAUUGCACUGUGUAAAAUAAGCAGACCUGCGUUAAACGAACAAGCAAAAAACCACCUCAAGUCCUACAAAAAUUCCAGUAUAUUUUGAGAUGAGUUUACAGCAGGGCAGCAGAAAGGCCACAGUGACUCCAAAUACUUUGGAAGAAACAUAUUCAAUAUAAACAAAUAUAUCUGCAAGGCAACUGCAUGUGAGAACUGUACUGCGUAUUGGCAUCCACCCAUGAGCUCACUAAGAAGACUUCCUUCAACUCAGGAGUUUUAGUUCUAUUCACUUUUGUCCCUUAACUCACUCACUUUUAUAAACAUGCAAUAUUCUAUAUUAAUACAUUAUCAGGUUGUACUAGAAUUCACAUACAGAUGUGAAGAUGGGGUCACUUUCAAAAGGCAUCAAGGAAAGAAAAAAGGCAUCCAAAAAGCCCCUUUAGUUUUCAACUCAGUGAAAUUAAAUGUUAUCAGCAUUUUGAGAAUGUCUGUGAAGUUAAACACCACCCAUGGAAUGGCUGCACAAAACUAAAAUUCAGGAGGUUUUAAAUAGGAUUACUUCAAAGGUUCGUUUAGACCACAGCUAUGCAAACAGCUGCAUCAGCACAAUUGGGAAGGCAGUGUCAUAGAUCUGGUCUAUUGCCAGGAGAAUAAUAGGCCUAUUUUAACAUGGUCAGAGGUUAAACUAUAGAUCUAAGCCCACACUUUAUGUCUUGGCACGCUUAAAGUUAUAUUUUGGAGAUACAAGAGAACGCUUAAAAUCACCCAUUACUAAAGCUUACCUGAUACUGUGCUGACAGAUGAAGACAAGCCUUAGCUGAAUGCCUUCACUAUUCUAAACAGAUAGAGAAUCCCUUGGCCCAUUAAGUAAUGUUUUAAUUUUUCGUAUUAAAAGCUAAACUUCACAAUAAUUUAUUUUAAUUUUAUCAUCCUUUUCUCCUCUUGCAUUUGCUAGAUAGGUGAGUGGCAAAGUCUUUGCCUAAAAUAAAGACCAAAGAAAUGUUACCUCGGAUCCUGAGUUACUGCUUCCUUAUCGGAUGAACAGCUGCCAUCUCUAAUCUAUGCUCAAUUUAGAGUAGGAAUAUGACCCAACUUAAAGCAGAGAUAUUAGUUAAAAUGCAAGACAAAGCUGGAUGAGUUUCCAUCGACAAUAGGAACUAGACUUCAUCCAAGCAGUUCAUUUGGUCCCACACUUCUUCCCCUGAAAACAGCAGAGCUGGGGGGGAGGGAAAGAUGUCAUACACUUGUAAUUGUGCAACAGUUUAACUCAUGUUGGUAAAAUUCAAGGGAAAAUAUACACAUGUAGCUUCAAGAUGCAUAAAAUUAAAGUGGUUUUCAAUUAAAAUGGAGGGAGGUAAACAGUUGGUGAUAUGCACUUGUUCUUAAGGGUAAGGCAGCAGCACCUAUGUGUUAACCAUCCAGAAUGAUUCAGGAAGUUAGCCAUUGUAGACACUGAGCAACUCCACAUUAGCAAGAGCUAAAUUUCUUAAUAUGGUUUGACUCAAACAUGAGACAGUAAUUUGCUGUGUGGUCUUAAUAAAACUAGUAUGCUGUUAUGAACAGCAGAGGAUUCAACUGAAUGCAUAAAUCUCAUUCAAGCUGCAGUAUGCCUUUUAGAAAAGGUUUUUAAAUGCUCAAAUGACUCACUUUAAUAAAUAGAUUUUAGCUCAACACUGCUAUGUGCGUUAACACUGCUUCACAUUCUUCCAAAUAAAGUAUAUUUGACACAGGAACAUCUAUAUUACAGUGCUGUUAUUUUUAAGCUUUGGUCACACUCUUCCAUUUUGAAGCAAACACCUCUUCCAGAUUUGCUAAUAAAAUUUAGCAAAAGGAUAUGAGCGUGUCAUUUUUAGGAUUUCCAUUCUGUAUCCAAUCGAGAAGCAAACAUGACUUCAAAGACAACUUCAGAGCUUUAAAAAUCACUCGUACCUUUAAGGUAACAUUUAACUCAAACAGAUUACAAAAAAAAAAAAAAAAAAAA
Molecule: messenger RNA, 7667 nt
Organism: Coturnix japonica (Japanese quail)
Lineage: Eukaryota; Metazoa; Chordata; Aves; Galliformes; Phasianidae
Source: RefSeq, a predicted model, not a curated record